Messenger RNA from Effrenium voratum, 1407 nucleotides. NCBI's taxonomy places the organism in Eukaryota, Dinophyceae, Suessiales, Symbiodiniaceae. The record is from the annotation of a GenBank genome assembly.
CUUGGAUUCAAGUCCUGAAGAUGCGGGACGCAGCCAUGGAGCCGUAGUGCAGUGCAAGCAUUGUCCGAGGACAUGGCUGCCAUGGAGAUCUUACGGCCAGAAGGGCCAGCCUCCAUGAGCCACCUCUACUUCCCGCCGCGGGGCAUGCCCAGACCAACCUUGACGCAGGUUCUGAGUGAGCCGGACUUGCGGAAAGAGUUCUUCCAGCAUGAGUUGACGGGUGACCGCCUUCAACACCGCCGGGAGUGGAUGGAGCUCAUGAACGAUCUGGACAAGCAGGUUGCGCAACGGAAGCAAGACCAGAAGAGGAGGGUCGAGACAGAGGUGGCGCUGAUCCGAGCUCGCCAAGCGCAUCAACGCUCUGAGCAAGCAGUCAGCUUGCAGUCCGAGAAGCCAGCCUGGAACUAUCCCGAGCCCAUGGAGUACUUCGAGCGCCCAACGCCUCGCCUGAUGGAAGCGUCCAACACCUUCACGAAGAACAACAUGCUCAUGGGCAUCUUCGACACUCCGCACGACAAGCCAGCACACUGGGAGUUCGAUGCCUAUCCUGGCUGGGCGCCUUUCAUACAUUGCGCCAGCUUGGCGAAGGAUGCGCGGGUGAAGCCGCUGGCUCCGAAGGAGAAGAUGUACCAAGAGCGCCUGGAGCGGAAGCUGAAGAGAGCCAAGGCCUUGGAGCGCCAGGACGCGCUCCGGAAGACAGAUGGAGCAAUGAAGAAGAAGGCAUUGGAGGAGAACGCGGACGAGUUCUCGUGCCUCAAGCGGGAGAAGCCUGCUUGGGCAGACCAAGCAGUCUACACCCACGAGUUCUUCUCCAAGCCUGAGAAGCCCAAACAUGCGGACUACUACGAGACCGGCAUUGACAAACAUGUCCAGCAGCCAGAAAGGGCGAUGAGCUUCGCCCGGGACAUCAUCGCCGGCGAGGGCGGGCGGAAGAGCUUUUGGAAGGAGCCAUCCGGAGGUGCUGUGAAGGGCAGAGCAAUUCGCGCGCUCCGCGCGAAGGCUCUGCUUUGCCCUCGCGGCUGCUCAGGGAUGCAAGAGGACUUGGCACGAGCUGCAGCCAGAGAGGAGAUGCGCAAGACCAAGAGCCCAGCCUUCCCAUGCGGCUGGCUUUGGCUUGCACACCGAACCUGAAGCAGAGCUGAUUUUUCCGUUGCAAGGGGCGCUCGGCCAAGUCUCAGUGAGUUAACACUAGCCACUGACAUGAAAGCGGUACCACGGGGUUUGGGGCCAUGAGGCCUAUAUAAACCUUUGCGGAUGAACCGGGGCGCUCAUUUCUGUUUCACUUGCUGGCGAAGCCACGCGUUUCCUUCUGCUUCGCCUUUUAAAGGCGGCGGAAGUAAGGAGGUUUGAGAGGACCUAAAGCAGAGGGCAGAGUGCGCCACUGAGGUCCUUUUAGGAAAACGUUGC